AUGCCUGGACGGGCCAGAGGACGAUCCAGAGGUCGGUCUCGAGGAAGUGGAACUCCUCAGGAAGAGCCUUCCAGAAGACCAGGGAAAGAACAAAAAAGCGCACCACCACCAUCAGUAGCUGCCCCUCCCCCUAGUGAGGCUAUGAGUAUAGUCAAUAACAGUAGGGGACAUUACUGUGGUGGAUUGACAACACCCAGACCAGGGGCAGGAGAUUUCGUGAGAGCUCCAGUGUUGGAGAUGACUCAGUUGAGAGUUGGAACCAGAGAUGCCAGACAAAUAGGAAGGAGAAGGGAGGAUUUUUAUUAUGCUGAUGUCCAUACCCGUCGAGCUCAUAACAUAGACAAAAAAGGAAGUUCUGGGAUGCCGAUACAACUUGUGGCCAACUUUUUUACUUUUGACUGUGAUGAAGAGUGGGCCCUUUACCAGUAUCACGUGGACUUCAACCCAGUGAUAGAGAGUCGUAAGAUGAGAGCAGGACUACUCUCAACACAUGCUGAGCUUCUGGGGCGAACCAGAAUGUUUGAUGGAAUGAUCUUGUAUUUGCCUCGAAGACUGCCACAAGAGACAACUAAGGUUUUCAGUCAAACAAAUCAUGGCGGUGAAAAUAUUCGCAUUACAAUCAAAUUGACUAACACCUUCAACAGUUCCAGUCCGCAGUUCUUGCAUUUUCUCAACGUAUUAUUAAAAAGAGCACUGCACCUGAUCAACAUGGAGCCAAUCGGUAGGAACUAUUAUAACAUGGAACUUUCUGUCGAAAUUCCUCAACACAAGUAAGUUAUUUUCUUUGAAUUAACCUUCGGCCAGGCUUACUAUAACUAUUUCCCAGAUACAUGGUCACUACAUGCAUAUAACAUAAAGAUUGGAGAUGAUCUUCAGCCGAUGUUAGUGAGCCGAGUUAAACUAACUGGCAUGAAGACCAAAAGUCUGGAAACACUCCUCCUUGUUCCAGAGUUAUGUUUUCUGACUGGCUUGUCAGAUGAUGUUAGGAGAGAUUUUACAGUGAUGAAAGAUGUUGCUUCCCACACCAGGAUUGCUCCAGAGGGCAGAUGCAAUACCUUGUCUGGCUUCAUGAAUCAGAUAAAUACAACACCAAAGGUUGUGGAAGAGCUGAGAGGAUGGAGACUUCGGUUCUCACAGAACCUUCUGCAGCUAGGAGGACGUGUCUUACCAAAGGAAGCCAUUUACCUGUCAAAUGCCCAGUGUAACUACAAUCAGGAGGAUGCUGAUUGGAGCAGAGAUCUUUGUGGCAAGGAAAUGAUAACAAGUGUAUCUCUAGUUAAUUGGGUAAUUUGUUAUACCAAGCGUGAUACAGGAAAAGCCUCAGAUCUGGUGAACACACUUAGUAAGGUGGGACCACCAAUGGGCAUGACGAUCAACUGCCCACAGCAAUGUUUGUGGAAUGACGAUAGCUUUUCUACUUUCCUGAACAAUUUAAAGAGAUAUGUAACAAGAGAAACUCAGCUAGUUCUGUGCAUCCUGCCCACCACAAGAAAGGAUCGGUAUGAUGCAAUCAAAAAGGCUUGCUGUGUUGACCAUCCAGUGCCUAGCCAGUGUGUGGUAGCCCGUACUCUGGCUAAGAAACAGAUGUUGAUGUCUGUGGCAACAAAGAUUGCCAUUCAGCUUAACUGUAAACUUGGUGGAGAGGUCUGGCGUCUUGACAUUCCUCUGAAGAAUUUGAUGGUUAUCGGUAUUGAUACGUACCAUGACUCGGCUAGAAAAGGCAGAUCUGUUGGAGGUGUGGUAUGUAGCAUUAACAGAUCCAUCACAAGGUUCUACUCCAGAUGUACCUUCCAGCACACUGCGCAGGAGCUCAACGAUGGACUCAAGAUCUGUGUUAGAGAUGCAUUGAGAAAAUAUCAUGAAGUGAAUGGCAUGUUGCCAGAAAAGAUCGUCAUCUUCAGAGACGGUGUUGGGGAUGGACAGCUCCCAGCCGUACAUGAACAUGAGGUGCCACAAGUUAUAGGUACAAUCAGGGAGUGUGCUGGAGAUGAUUACAAUUGCAAGGUUGCAGUUGUUGUAGUAAAGAAGAGGAUAAACAGUCGAUUCUUUGCAAAGGCUGGAGUAACAUUCACUAACCCAGUACCAGGAACAGUUAUUGAUACAGAGGUCACUAAACCAGAGUGGUUUGACUUCUUCCUGGUGUCACAGUCAGUGCGACAAGGAACAGUAACUCCUACACAUUUCAAUGUUAUCUUUGAUACAACUGGUCUAAAGCCUGACCACAUGCAGAGACUCACCUACAAGAUGACACAUCUCUACUACAACUGGCCGGGAACCAUACGUGUGCCAGCUCCAUGCCAAUAUGCACACAAGCUUGCCUUUCUCGUGGGACAGUCACUUCACAAGGAGCCUUCCUUAGACCUUGCUGAUCGUCUUUACUUCCUGUAA
This is a messenger RNA of Ylistrum balloti, 2388 nucleotides long. Its product is annotated as piwi-like protein 1. Gene Ontology annotation, biological process: regulatory ncRNA-mediated gene silencing. Gene Ontology annotation, cellular component: P granule. Lineage: Eukaryota; Metazoa; Mollusca; Bivalvia; Pectinida; Pectinidae. The record is from RefSeq and is a predicted model, not a curated record. The transcript has 16 exons. Gene Ontology annotation, molecular function: protein binding; piRNA binding.